This is a messenger RNA of Carassius gibelio (silver crucian carp), 4058 nucleotides long. It is a transcript of the gene plcxd2, whose product is annotated as phosphatidylinositol-specific phospholipase C, X domain containing 2. The transcript has 4 exons. NCBI's taxonomy places the organism in Eukaryota, Metazoa, Chordata, Actinopteri, Cypriniformes, Cyprinidae. The coding region runs from base 533 to 1495 and encodes 320 amino acids. Gene Ontology annotation, molecular function: phosphoric diester hydrolase activity. The record is from RefSeq and is a predicted model, not a curated record. Gene Ontology annotation, biological process: lipid metabolic process.
AAUGAUGUUCUAGUUGAGGGCAUUUGUAGUGUAUAGGGCCCAAACAUAACCUCAUGCCCAGGGGCCCCCGUUCCCUUAAGUCCUGCCCUGACUGCUGCACUCAUUGGUGUGGUCAAUAAGUGAAUGUCUAGGCCACCAUGCUCUUUAAACAUGACAAUAUCCACCUGCAGUACUAAAGGUGAAGUGUCCCAUCUGUUACCUGUCUAAUGGAGAGGGAGAGGGCGGGGAUAAUCAGCACUGACCAAGUCGUUUAAACUCCAGCAGGGAAGCAGGGAGGAGGAUAAGGAUUGUAAUUUCGGUUUAAGAAGAUUAACUUUGUAGAAAGGCUCGCUCUCCAUCUGCAGUCUGCCUCACACAUCCAGUGAUGUUAUAAUGACUAAAUCAUUGUUAUCUUGAUUCAAAUCAUGCGUUGAUGACCCGAUUGACCGUAAUGAUUUUGCUGGGGAUAACGAGCAUUGCUGGAUUAGCUUGGCCUGGAUCUGUGUUGAAUUGGCAUCGUGAAUGUUAGAGCUGAAACGCUUUACUUGAGGUAAUGAAGACGCGACCGACAGGAAACACCUCCAAUGCCGACUGGAUGGGCUCCCUGUGCCCUGCACUCACUUCCAUGCCUCUCAAGCAUCUGGCAGUUCCUGGUUCUCAUGAUUCUUUCAGCUUCUGGGUGGAUGAGCAAGCUCCAGUCGGUCCAGACCAGAAAGCAUAUGUGAAGCACCUGGUUGCGAUAUUUCGCUUUUUGGCCAAGAAGGUGAUGAAGAAGUGGUCCAUGACCCAGAACCUCACCUUCAGGGAGCAGCUUGAGGGAGGUAUACGCUACUUCGACCUGCGUGUUUCCUCCAAACCGGGAGAACCAGGCCACGAGAUAUACUUUAUCCAUGGGCUGUUUGGACACAGAGUACGUGAUGGCCUUAAUGACAUUAACAGUUUUUUGAACAUACAUAAGAAGGAGGUUGUUUUUUUAGACUUUAACCAUCAUUAUGCAAUGAGCGAGGAGCAUCACCGUUACCUAAUCAAGAUGCUGAAGGAUGUGUUUGGUCACAAGCUCUGCAGGAUUGAUGUGGUGGAGGACAUCACUCUGAACUAUCUGUGGGAGAACAGGUACCAGGUCCUAGUGUUCUACCACCAUUCAUUUGCUGAGAGCUGUCCUGUGAUUUGGCCUGGUAGUAAAAUUCCUGCCCCCUGGGCCAAUACCACAGACGCCACCAAGCUCAUCCAGUUCCUGGAAACAACUCUGGGUGAACGAGCCAAAUAUGGCAGUUUUCAUGUGUCUCAAGCUAUUUUAACCCCACGUGUCAAGACCAUCGCCAGGGGCCUGGUACGGGGGCUAAGAAACUACCUGGUGGAGAAGAACCUUCCAACCAUAAUGACGUGGGUGGAAGCACAAAAGCCAGGCGUAGAUGGUGUCAAUAUCAUCACUUCAGACUUCGUAGAACUUGUGGAUUUUGCAAACACUGUCAUUAAAUUAAAUAACCUCCUCAUUCAAGAUCGGCCAGGCACAUGACCUUUUCAGUUAACGCCACAAAGACUGAAGGAGUGUUGACCAUGAAGACCUGGAAUGACAUGGGGGCCACAUCAUGAUUAUCAAGAAGUGAUAGAUACCUAUGGCUGUAUGAGCUCUAAAUUGGUAAUUAAUAAUUCAACAGAGCUUUGCGUGCCAUCAAUAUGAUACCCAUGUUUUGCUAUAAUUUCACUGAAACAAAGAGGUAAUAUUUUAAACAGCUGUUCUUCACCUACACUUCAUGUAUUGAAAAUAAACUAAUGUCAUUAUUUAUGAUUAAUUAUAAUAUUUGUAACAUUUUAAGAAAUGUUAUCUGUUUAUUCUAUUUCACAAUAUCAGAGCAAGAACAAAUGGGGUCAUUGAGUUUUUUGUUGCAUCAUGAAAAUUUCCCAUAUUUGACAUAAUAUCUUAGCACUUUAAAGUUAUUUAGCAAUGACUCAUAUGUAUACGUGAUGAUGUCAGCAAUUUGUGGUCUUUAUUUGUGUUGGGAAGUUUUAUGAACCUUAUUUUUACAGCCAGUGCGAUACAACAAUAAAUUUAAAUUUAAUUUAUAAAUUAAAUUAUAAAUAUAUUUUCAUUUUGCAGUGCUAUUGUAUUAUUAUUUAUAUACUAUAUAAUUUAUAUAAUAUAUAUAAUUUAGUUUUUUUUAACUCAUAACUUUAUAUUUUUAUUUUUAUUUCAUUUUUUGUUUUAAUGUCAGUUUUUAAGUUCAAUUUCUAAUUUUGACUUUUUUUUAUCUAAUAUUUAGAUUUUAUUUUAUUUCAGUUUUAUUUAAAUGACCAAAAACUGAUUUUGAAAGUUUCAGGUAAUAACACAGUACAAACAGUAACAAUAUAACAAACAUGUAAGGCUUUGGAGAUUUACCUAAUCCCUUUAAAUGCUAAAUGCUGAAGAAAAGAAAAAAAUUAGAAUCAUGUGUAAUCAUCUUCUGUAUGUUUUCCAUAAAUCUCAGAAUGUUUUAUAGCUCUGCGGUAUUUAAAAAAUGUUCAUACUAGUAUUCACAGAAACAAUGUGAGCAUCUACACUUCAGAGCGCAAGAUCUUCCACACCUGCAGCUCCCUGCGACCAUGUCCACAUUCCACUGAAUGUUGUCUGUGGUCUCUGGGAUGGGAAAGCCAUCAGAUAAUGAUCAGGAGCAUGUGAACGAGUCCACACAGAACAUUUUAAUCCAAUGAAGAAACAAUUAUGUGCUAAAAGCACAAAGGUAUUUAGGAAAAGAGAAAGAAAAUAGAGACAGAUCUAAUCAGCACAGCUGCUCUAUUUCUCUUUGGCUUUAAAACCAUAGUUUUUGUUCACUGCUGCCAUAAUCGCAAAUGGAAUCGCAAAAAAGGAAGUUUCCCCUCCAGUUUUUCAGUUUGGAUAUUGAUAGUGAAUUUCAAAUGAGAAAUGCAUCCAAAUUUUGAACACAGCAUGGGGUCUAAAGAAUGCUUCUGUGUAUUUGCAUUUUUCUCUUUUUUUUGAUCAUAAAUUAUAUUUUCAGCACAACGCUUGCAUUGAAACUAAAGUCUCUGAAACCUAUAAGUCUGUGUAAAAUCUGAUGAUCAUGUUCUCCAGCAUGAUUUGAGAUGAUCUAACGAGCUUCAAUGGAAGCAAGAACAUCUGUACAAAGGAUUCAUAUGUGUCUUAAAUUUGUAGAUUUGAUUAGUGACCAAGAAACAAUGUAAAAAUGUAUUUUCAAAUUAGCACUGGUUUUGUAUUUCUUUUUUGAACUGGUUGAUCAUUAACUUAUGCACCUCAGUUUCAGAGUGGUAAAAGCAUUGUUUGUGGAUAAUUUAGGCAAUUUUCACUCAAAAACUAAAAUACAUAACCUCAAAUCAAUGCGGAUGACCAAUCAGUUCCAAAAAGAAAUACUAAGCCUGUGCUUUAAAUACCUGAAUUUUAGUGGUCAGACUUCUGGAUCCAUCUAUAUCAGUGACAUGUAAUUCCAAGCCUUAAAAAAAAAAUGUCACACAUGACAAACAAUAUUCUUUUUCACACUCUUGCCUCUCCUUUUGUUCACUCCUGCCCUUUAUUUCAUUCCAGAUCCUGAAAGAAUGUCAGUUUUUUUUGUUUUUUAUCAUGUCAGCACUAGUACAGUAACUUAUCUAAAAGGACACUAACUGCAGUGUAAUUUCACACAGCUGUUGUCUUGUUUGUACAGUGGACUUCAUCCAGUGUUUUCUCUAACUGGCUUAACACUCAUAGCUUCUGCCUCUUUGUUUGAGGGUUCUGCUGGGUUCUUCUGGACGCCAGGGUGAAGCGAGGUUGUAUGGGCAACACCGGCCAUCUGUGAACUGACCAAAGGUCAUCCAGCUCUCCAUUUCUUAUGUUUGUCCAGCUCAUUUGGGAACUAUAAAACAUAAUGAAGCAUUUUAGACAAGUAUACAUGCAUAUAUAUACAUGAGCAUGCACUGGAGCAUCCUGUUUACCAAAAGAUUUGAGCCGAACGUGACCUCUAAUCACAAACUGGAUGUUGGGUGUGAACAGCGGUGGGUGUGGAUUUAUGACACACGCUGUAGACUGUGUAUGUUAAAUAAACAAAUAGUUUUACUGUGGAUAUUUUAAUUAAAAUUUAUGAAAGUAAAAA